CAAAAUCUGCUAAAAAGGAUCAUUCUUUUUCAUUCUUGUCAUAUUUAAUUUUCUUAUCUUUGUAUAAGAUAAAAAACCAAUCCGGUUAAUACUUGCAAGGAUUUAAUACUACUCACAGCCAUAUAGCUUGAAAACUUUGCAGGGGAGAAAGCCCUUUUUCCUGUAAGAAUUUUGCUGCUAUCAUAUGUCUCGUUCUCCCGAGUUCUGAUCAAGGUGCCGGAGAAGAUGGCGCUGGUUUAAAUUUGCUCCUUUUAAUGAAUAAAUGGAGGGGAUUGUAUGAACUGAAUCUGGGCCCUUCAUUGCAUAAUUUCUCGCGAUCUGAUUCUGCAAGCGUUCGAUCCCUGCAUUUCCAAGUGAUGAGAUGUCUUUCAAAAGCAUCGUGCGUGAGCUGAAGGAAAUGAAAGAUGGUAUCGGGAGCAUUUCCCGAAGAGGGUUUGAAGGAAAACACUGGAGAAGCAGAACAAAGUCAUUUGUAGCUCCUGAUGUUGCUCCCUGUCAGCCAAUCGAGCAAGGGCAGUGGGCAAAUUUGCCACCUGAGUUGCUUUUGGACAUAAUUCGAAGAGUGGAAGAAAGUGAAACAGCUUGGCCUGCCAGAACAGUGGUUGUCUUUUGCGCGUCAGUUUGUAGGUCAUGGAGGGAUAUUACCAAAGAAAUAGUUAAAACUCCCGAGGAAUGUGGGAGGCUCACAUUUCCCAUUUCUUUAAAGCAGCCUGGGCCUCGGGAUUCUCCUAUCCAGUGCUUUAUCAAGAGGGAUAGGGCAACCUCUAUAUACCGCCUGUACUUUGGACUCGUUCCAUCUCUCUUUUCUAAGGACAGUAAUGCUAAGGAGCCAACUGUUGGCUCCUUAGCAUUAUUGUCAAAUUUCCUCGGAACAAAAUUCACCAUAUACGACAGCCAUCCCCCAAACCCCGACUCCCCAGCCGCCGCCUUCCGCCAUUCCCGAAGGUUCAGCGCCAGCCAAGUCUCCCCCAAACUACCUGCCUACAAUUACGCAGUGGCAACAGUUUGCUACGAACUCAACGUACUCCGCACGCGCGGGCCCCGCCGCAUGCGCUGCGCAAUGCACUGGAUCCCUACCCCUUCUGACUUCUCUGUGGGGCUCGUGCUUCGUAACAAAGCCCCCAGAUGGCACGAGCAGCUGCAGUGCUGGUGCCUUAACUUCAAGGGCCGCGUGACUGUGGCCUCUGUCAAGAAUUUCCAGCUCGUGGCUGAGGUGGAGCCAGCUGGCGGCGAACAGGAGAAGGUGAUAUUGCAGUUUGGGAAGAUUGGGAAGGACAUGUUUACUAUGGAUUACAGGUAUCCGCUCUCGGCUUUUCAGGCAUUUUCGAUCUGUUUGAGCAGCUUUGACACUAAGCCUGCGUGCGAGUGAUUUUAAUUGGUUUGGGUGAGGUGGUGAAUAUUCUUCUGUGUUUAUUUUUUAUUUAGUCUGGUGGGGAAUGCAGUAUCUUGAAAAAAUGGACUUUAUUUUUUUUUUUGGUUUUAACUUAAUGUAUUGUUAAAUGGCGUUAUCAGUAGUGACAUGGAUAAUUUGUCAUCAUCUGUUUGGUUUGGUUGUUUCAGUUGAGACCCGUUAUAAUGAAAAAUCGCCAUCUAAUUGGUUAGUUCAAGAAUCGUAGGGUAUGGUGUUCUAUUUGCUUGGAUGCAUUAUAGUUGUGUUGAAUUUAGAGAAUGCAUGGACUUGAGAUGUGUUCGAACAUGAGGCCUGCUCUGUUGAGGGAAGUUUUGGCAUACGGAGUUCAUGUGCAUGUGAUGGUUUUUGCUGGUUUGAAGAGAAUUUGGUUCAAAUUGUCUGUUGACAGGGGGAACAUUAGGGUAUGUGACUGUUACUAUACCAUUUGAUUUGUUGUCCUAGGAAAAUUAAAGUACUCUUUGUUAGAUAUGAAGUUCGGUG
Molecule: messenger RNA, 1891 nt
Organism: Striga asiatica
Lineage: Eukaryota; Viridiplantae; Streptophyta; Magnoliopsida; Lamiales; Orobanchaceae
Source: the annotation of a GenBank genome assembly